CUGUUCCUCAACACGCAGGACAUUUGCAGACUAUAGCAGCAACAAAGAAAGCUCCUCCCUUUCAGCACAUCUGGAAGAGUGGACGAGUUGAGAGGCACAUACCAACGACUCUGUCUGGGUUUAUUUGUAUCACUGGCCUAACCAAGUCUUACACUGUGGUUAGUCAGGAAGACUCCAACUACGACUCCUCCACCUGACUUCAGACUGCAGUUUUGCUGAAACUCCACUCCAAUCUGUAAAUCAAUUUUUACCCCGUCUGUCUUCACUGACUGACAGCACCUACUAACUGCAGGAUGCCAUUAGGAGGAGGAAACAAGUGUGGCCGCUGUCUGAAGGCGGUUUAUUUCGCAGAAGAAGUACUCUGUGAUGGGCAGAGCUUCCACAGGUCCUGCUUCGUGUGCAUGGUGUGCAACAAGAACUUGGACAGCACAACUGUUGCUGUUCAUAUGGAUGAAGUUUACUGCAAGGCAUGCUAUGGCAAGAAGUAUGGACCAAAAGGCUACGGUUACGGCCAGGGAGCGGGUACCCUCAGCACAGACAAGGGAGAGUCUCUGGGCAUUACACAUGAAGAACCUGCCCCUCAUCGUUCCACCAGCAACCCAAACCCAUCCAAGCUGGCUCAGAAGUUUGGUGGGGCAGAUAAGUGCCCUCGCUGUGGCAAGUCCGUCUACGCAGCUGAGAAAGUGAUUGGAGCUGGGAGUUCGUGGCAUAAGAUUGGAUGUUUCACCUGUGCCACAUGUAAGAAGAGCCUUGAGUCGACCACACUUGCUGACAAGGACGGAGAAAUCUACUGCAAAGCCUGUUAUGGUAAAAACUUUGGCCCCAAAGGAUUCGGGUAUGGACUUGGGGCCGGAGCGCUGGCUCACACUCAGUAGAGACUGGCGAGCUCGUCGACGACACGCUGCACUACCGCGUCCAUCCUGCAGGGGACGGACUGCUGCCUGGUCACGCGCACCUGAGGGACACAUGCUUGAUUAAAAGCUGCAUUAUAGACUGUACAGUGGACAAGAUAACUCCAUGUCAGCCUCACAUUGGCUAUAGGUGAUUAUUAGCGCUGCUAUGGUAAACAUGGAUGCUUAAACAUUACAUGUGCUGCAUUGCUGGUUUGCACUCUGCUGUAACUGAAUUUAAUCACCCUCUUCUCAUUGUGAGGCUUUUAAAUGAAUGUUCCAGCAGUAUUCUUUAUGUAUUAGAGUCAGCGCUGCUUGUUCAAAUGUUCUGCUUUCCAAAAGGGCUGAUCAUAAUAAAAAUGGAAAGAUGGUGA
Molecule: messenger RNA, 1264 nt
Organism: Acanthopagrus latus (yellowfin seabream)
Lineage: Eukaryota; Metazoa; Chordata; Actinopteri; Spariformes; Sparidae
Product: cysteine and glycine-rich protein 1-like
Exons: 6
Coding region: 294-875 (193 amino acids)
Biological process (GO): sarcomere organization; muscle tissue development
Cellular component (GO): nucleus; cytoplasm; Z disc
Molecular function (GO): structural constituent of muscle; actinin binding
Source: RefSeq, a predicted model, not a curated record